Molecule: messenger RNA, 1884 nt
Organism: Pogona vitticeps (central bearded dragon)
Lineage: Eukaryota; Metazoa; Chordata; Lepidosauria; Squamata; Agamidae
Gene: ANKRD10
Product: ankyrin repeat domain 10
Molecular function (GO): protein binding
Source: RefSeq, a predicted model, not a curated record
GUUCAGCAGCUGAGGCGCGAGAGAAGGCAGUCGGCGCCUCAGAGCUCGGCCGUUAACGUCCUCUCCGCUCAACAGAACGGUUUCCCGCCGCCGCCGCGCUCUCUCUCUCGCUCUCCUCUUCUGCGCCGACUGUUCGCUCCGCUCCUGGUCACUCAGUACUGCCGCCAUGUCGCUGGAAUCCGGCCUGGAGGCGGGUUUCUCCAGCGAGGAGCUGCUGGCCCUGCGCUUCCCGCUGCACCGCGCUUGCCGCGACGGGGACUUGUCCGCUUUGUGCGCUCUGCUCCAGAGCUCGCCCCGCGAAACCUUGGCGACCGAGGACUCUUUCUACGGAUGGACGCCCAUCCACUGGGCCGCGCAUUUCGGAAAGCUGGACUGUUUAAUGCAGCUAGUGAGAGCAGGAGCAGCUGUGAAUGCCUGUACAACACGAUUUGCACAAACACCAGCCCACAUUGCUGCUUUUGGAGGACAUCCUCAGUGCCUCAUCUGGUUAAUUCAAUCAGGAGCCAACAUAAACAAGCAGGAUUAUGUUGGUGAAACUCCUAUUCACAAAGCAGCUCGGUCUGGUAGUAUGGAAUCCAUAAGUGCCCUUGUGGCUCAUGGAGCUCAAAUAGACUUGAGAAAUGCCAGUGGCCUGACAGCAGCAGAUCUUGCACAUACCCAGGGCUUCCAGGAAUGUGCUCAGUUGCUCUUGAACCUCCAGAACAGCCCGCUGAACCAUUUCAAUAGCAAUGGGACCUUAAAUGGGCUUCAUCAGAAGACAAGCCAAAGUCUGCUCAAUAGAGGCAUAAGUCGAAAGCGCACAUUUGAAGAUAUGGAGUGUGUUGGAAUGAAGAAAGCUAGGACUGAAGGUCAGAGUUUUGAUGGCUUAAUACCAAUGAUAAAUGGAGGAACUGAGGAAGAUGCUGACAAUAUGCAUGUUGAUAGAGAGUUUCCUGUUAUAUCAGAUAUGAAUUGCAGUAACUCCAUACUGAAUGCUUUGGCAAAUGGACAUAUCAUCAAUGGACAUUUGGACUUCACUUCCCCAGCUCAACUCAAUGGAUUAAGUGCCAGGCGUGAAGAAUGCCUAGCAUUGGUAGUGCCUAAUGCACUAGCAGCUACUUGUAAACAUGCAGUCAAUGUUGGCUGUAAUGUUGAGGAACCAGAAAAAGUGGUGAAUUCUGCUUCUGAGUUGUGUGGCUCUUUGCAUCUAAAUGGAAGCCCUAGUAGCCUUGUGUCCAGCAGGCCUAUGUGGAUGGAUGAUCUUGGCGAUACAUUGCACUAUGGACAUUACCAUGGUUUUGGGGAUACUGCUGAAAGUAUUCCUGAACUUAACAGCGUUGUUGAGCAUUCCAAUUCUGUUAAAGUUGCACAGAAAUAUGAUAAUACCGUUUUGGGUACAAUGUAUCUUUAUCAUGGUUCGUAAGCCAUUGAUACCAGCUUCUUUUUGGAACUACUAAACAAUGUAAUUUUGAUGGGAGAAAAUACCAUCUGAAAGGUGCAACAAGUAACAGUUUUUCACAUAUUGGUUAAAAUAAAUUGAUUGUUAAUAGCCUUAUGUUCCUAAUUUUGCAUGCACAGGUUCAUUUAAUUAUAUGGAUAGCUGCUUUUACUAUGGAUUGUUCUUUUUUAUGACAAGUACUAGUUUUUUACUUUUUUAUUUCUAAGCUUGUUAGCACUCUACUGUAGAACUUUGUUUUCACUUUCAUUAAAUUAAACUUUGAGGAGACAUUAAUUUUUUAUAUUAGAAAAGUAUGCAUUUUCUAAUUUAAGACCUGUUGAGACUAUGGUAAACAAUAUCAGUGCCCACUAUGGCUAUGCAAGGAGUGGGUGAUGACAAUAAAAACACUAGAUGUAAUCUACUUGCUCACUUCUCAGAAGGCAGUUGGAUUUUUUUUAAAAAAUGAA